Molecule: messenger RNA, 3276 nt
Organism: Microplitis mediator
Lineage: Eukaryota; Metazoa; Arthropoda; Insecta; Hymenoptera; Braconidae
Product: SPRY domain-containing SOCS box protein 3-like
Exons: 4
Coding region: 158-955 (265 amino acids)
Biological process (GO): proteasome-mediated ubiquitin-dependent protein catabolic process
Cellular component (GO): SCF ubiquitin ligase complex
Molecular function (GO): protein binding
Source: RefSeq, a predicted model, not a curated record
UCGCAACUUUAAUUUGCAACAUUUGAAUGGCAAAUAAAGUAAAAGAAACUUUUUCUGUGCAAUCCUAAAUCCUAACCAAUCCUAACUAUCAGCGUAACAUAAUAUUGUGAAUAUCGAAGAAUUUUGUCAUUGCCUUGAAAACUGUUGAAUAACAAACAUGUUCGAGUGGACGUGGGACGAAAGAUUUAAAUCAAGAAAGUCUUUAUUAUCUAAAAACAAUUUAGAAGUGAAGUUUCAUCCAGGUUAUAGCGAUGGAACAGCUGCUGUCAGGGGUAAUAAAGUAUUAACGAAAGAAAGACAUCACUACUGGGAAGUAAAAAUGGUGUCCCAAAUAUAUGGAACGGAUGUGAUGAUUGGUGUAGGUACUGCCAAAGUUAACAUCGAUGAGAGAGAUAAAUUUUUCUCAUUAUUGGGACAAGAUCGAGAAUCAUGGGGACUGUCAUACAAAGGUAACAUACAUCAUGCUGGCGAAAUUAAAGAAUAUUCACCGCCUUUCGAGCAAGGAAGUAUCGUCGGGGCUCAUCUAGAUACUUGGAAAGGAACUCUACAAUUUUUCAUAAAUCGGAAACCUCUUGGAAUUGCAUUUACUGGCUUACGUGGAAUCGAAUUAUACCCUAUAAUUUCAUCAACAGCAGCCAAUAGUUGUAUGCGGAUUACAAAAAGUUGUUCAGUUCCUGCAUCUUUACAGAUGGAUUGUCUUGGAAUGUUAAAACCUUUGCAUAGAUCAUAUCUAUCGGCAGCCUUUCCGGGUCUUCGUUAUUUAACUGACGGUGUAUUUGCUGAAAUUUUGCGACUCAAACAAGAUACUGAUAAUGAGGAUGAAGAUUUUGAGUAUGAAUUCCCUGAAGAGUACAUGAUUUUAGAUGAUUUUGAUUUUGCAUUAGUUGGAUUUGGGAGAAGAAAAAAAAGAAAAAUAGAUGAUUUGUCGAAGUUUAAAAGUAUCGAGUUAAUGUGAAAAUUCGACAUUAAUUAUUUAAUGCAACAAAGAUGUUUUCCUAAAAUAAUUUCAAACUAUUUUUAGUAGAUUUCGUAGAGAUUUGACUUUGGAUGUGGAUUUUGGAUAAAUCAACUUUUAUGGCAAUAAUUUCAAAUAUCGUUUCUACCCUAGCGAAUUUGUUUAUACCGAAAAUUUAAGUUUCUUUUGGGUUCAUUUCCGGUAUAGUAGAAAUCGAUAAAUAUUUCGGUAUGUUUUAAGAAUUAUACCCAAUUCAUACCCAGAUUAUACUCAAAUCGUCUCAUGUUCUGGGUAUGUUUUUGAAUUUUUCAUACUUAAAUGAUACUGAAAAAAAAUUUAUUUCAAGCACGAUUGAUACUCAAAUUAUACCGAAAUCAGAGAGGUUGAGGACAAUAUCUUUCUAUAUAUGUCUUUACCUGAGAAAAAGGAAAAAUGUUUCUUUGAAGUUUGAAGUAAAUAAAUUUAUUGAAUACAUAGAAAAUUAUAAAAAUACUAUUUUAAUUGAGUAUUUAGUAUUAUAAUGCUUUUAGUAGUAAAUAGUUCAAAAAUUAUUUUCAUAAUAAUUUAAUGAUUAAUUUACUUAUUUACUACUUCUAUGUUUUUUUUUUUUUUUAUCAAAAUAAAAAAAAAUUUCAGUGUUAAAGGAAAUAUUUCUGUUUAUGUUUGAUAGACAUACAAUUAUCAUUAAUUUAUUAUUUAUUUGAUUCUAUUGCAAUAACAGUAUAGAUAGUUACCACAAAUAUAAUGCAUAAAAAAAAAAAAAACCAUAAAUAAAAAUAAAAUUGUUCUUUCCACCAAGACCUGUGACAGCGCCAUGAGAACUUCACGAGACUCUCAAGUGAGAAGUCAUAAGUUCAAAACCUCAAUUAAUUAUCGCUUUUUUUUUAAUUAUUCAUUAAAAAAACAUCUAAAUAAAGUCUUUAACUAAUAUACUUAAAUACAUUAAAUAUAUUGAUAUCUAAGAAAUUAUGUUUUUAUCUCAGUAUAACUUCGGUAUAAAUUGUUCAAAAACAUACCUAAAUUAUUGUUAUGAAUGAGUAUAAUUUGAGUAUACUUUUAGAAUUCUAUUGAAAACAUACCGAAAUCAUACUCAAAUACCAGGUAUGUUUUAGAUAUUUUUUCGUGUAACCGAAUUCGCUAGGGUACGGACUAAGAAAAUGUUUCUUUCAUCAUCCAAACUUAUUUGUUUUAAUAAAAUAUUCGUUUCGCCCAAAAUGCAUAUCUUCAAUCAUCUUAAAAUUAACUUUAAGAUUUGUUACUGAUCGCUAUGAAAAUUAACGAUUUUCGAAAAAUUCGGACUUAUUGUUUUCACCCCAAUUUUCAAAAAUCGAAUUUUCAUCAGGUGUCAACGUUUCGAAAUUCUAGAAAGCUAUUCUGACUAUUUUCAGAGUAAUGUUCAAAUGUGUGUGUGUGUGUGUGUGCGCGCGCGCGUGUGUGUGUGUGUGUGUGUGUGUGUGUGUGUGUGUGUGUGUGUGUGUGUGUGUGUGUGUGUGUGUGUGUUAAACUCUCUAUAAUCUUUUAAGUAAUUGACUGAUUUGAAUGGUUCUCCUGAUUUAAAAAAGUUAAUUCAAAACGAUUAGAAAUGAUUUGAAACAAUUCAGUUUUAAUACUAUAAAGAUAUACAUUCAUCACUGAGUAAACUUUUUUUUUUAAUCACGAUCUUGCGGCAAUCAAAAGAGCUUGUCAGCUAUCAACGUUCCUGUGAAUCUCAGAUCACUCGAUUAAAUAGACCUGAGAUAAUUAAGAAAUACGACCAAAAACAAUUCUUUUGUAAUUUCUCAAAAACGACUUGAUCAAUCAAAUGGAAUAUUCAAUUAGCUUUAGAACUCUAUAAAACACGUCGAUAGCCGCAAGAACUACCAGAAUUGGUGAUUCGUUUAAGAGAUAUCAUUGGAGAUGAAAAUGUUAAUAACAGUUUUUAUCAAAUAUCUUCAAAGAAACUGAAAUGAUCGAUUCUAAAUUCUUAUUCUAUUAAACUUAUCAAAACAUGUUAAUUGCUACAAGAAUUGUCUUGAUCGAUCGAAUUGUUCGGAAGCUAUCGUUGAUGAAAGAAAUGUUAAAAAACGAUUUUUUUCGAAUAUCUUCAAUAUGACUGAAUCGAUCAAUUCAAAAAUCAUAUAUUAGGUUAACGUUUCAAGUGAUAUUGACGCCGAUUAAUUUCGAAAAUAACAAUUUACCUUAUUUUCCCUAAAUACUCUUUUAUACAAUGUACUAAAUUUGUCAAAAUCAUAUAAGUUCUUAAUUUUCACGGUCUAUUUUAAUCACUGUAUAAUUAUUGUAAUCGGAUCAUUCAGAAAAUAUAGCCAAUAAAACAGUUCAAA